AUGGAUCCUCAUGCGCAAGCGUCGUUGGCGCCGUUACCGGAACAACUGCAGAAUAGGGCGCCCACUAACCUCAGAGAAAGGAUGGUUCCAAAUGUCCGCCCUCCUGCGAUAAACAAGCCGACCGACGAGCAAUUUUUCAUACACGACGAGCAAGGCAAUCCGAAGCCUAAUCCCCACUUUUUGAGGGACCAUUUCUUCCAAGAAGGCCGCUUGACGGAGGCACAGGCCUUCUAUAUCCUCGACCAAGCAACGAAGCUGUUGAGCAAGGAGAGGAAUCUCAUCGAUGUUAAGAGCCCUGUAACGAUAUGCGGUGAUAUCCAUGGCCAAUAUUACGAUCUCAUGAAACUGUUCGACGUCGGAGGCUCGCUCGAUGAAAACUGCUAUCUAUUCCUUGGAGACUAUGUUGACCGAGGUUGUUUUGGAAUCGAAUGCCUAUUGUAUCUAUAUACUCUCAAACUGUGCUAUCCAACGAAAUUUCUUCUACUACGAGGUAACCAUGAAUGCCGCCAUCUAACUGAAUAUUUUACCUUCAAACGAGAAUGUCUUCACAAGUACACACAAGUGGUGUACGAAGCUUGCAUACGAUCAUUCCAAGCCCUUCCCCUUGCCGCUGUAGUCGAUAGCCGAUUCUUCUGCGUUCAUGGUGGUAUAUCGCCCCAGCUGAUCUCGCUUGAUGAUAUACACAAACUAAAUCGUUUCGAAGAGCCAGGGUCAAGUGGACUCCUCUGUGACUUGUUAUGGGCCGACCCCAUCAGUAAUUAUGGAAACGAGCAGGAGCCGUCUGCUAUCGGCCGUAGCACUAUACCCCCAGGAACCCCCUUCCUUCCCAAUCAGACCAGAGGGUGUUCGUACUAUUUCACGUACGAUGCUGCAUGCGCGUUUCUAGACCGGACAGGCCUCCUAGGAAUAAUACGAGGUCAUGAAGCACAAGAUGCAGGUUACACCAUGCACAAGAAGACCCCACAGAAAAAAUUCCCUUCUGUCAUUACUAUAUUCUCCGCGCCAAACUAUCUGGACGUAUACCAUAAUCGUGGAGCAGUUUUGAAAUAUGCGAACAAGAACAUAACCAUAAGACAGUAUAAUUCUAGCUCACAUCCUUAUUGGCUUCCCAACUUUAUGGAUGCCUUUACAUGGAGUCUACCAUUCGUCGGUGCCAAGAUCACCGAGAUGCUGUUAGCCGUUCUAAGCGUAUGCAGCGAAGAGGAGCUAGGCGAGACAGAUUCGGACAGCGAAGGCGAUAUUCAGGCUCUGGCAGACGCCGCAAGCUUCCAGCAGCGGCGAGAAGAAAUCAGGAACAAGAUCCUAGCGGUAGGACGUAUGCAGAGGGUGUUCCAGAUUCUUCGGGAGGAAGCCGAAUCAGCUUCUGAGCUCACAAUGGGAGAUGAAUCGUCGAACAGCGCAGCUGUGGGAGCUCGUAUAGGAACUGAUGCCCUCGGUGUUCAACAAGUUGGCCGGAGCAUUAGAACUUUUGCCGACGCACGCCGAUCUGACAUGAUGAAUGAGCGAAUCCCCACGUUCAACCCUCCGGUCCCUGGCGCGUUCCCCGUACCCAGCAUGAGAUACCCUGGUAGAAGGGGAACUGCGGAUGGUGAGGAUUUGGAUAUGGAGACUCUAAUACGACGAACUAUGGAGAACGACGAAGCUGGUGGAGUUGUUGAGAGGCUCGCUGAGAGGCUGGCGCACGGACGGAGGGCGACAGGUCGGCCAGCGGCACUGAAGAGGCACGAGACAACAUGA
Desarmillaria tabescens is the source of this 1737-nucleotide messenger RNA. Its product is annotated as Metallo-dependent phosphatase-like protein. Gene Ontology annotation, molecular function: calmodulin binding; calmodulin-dependent protein phosphatase activity. Gene Ontology annotation, cellular component: calcineurin complex; cytoplasm. The transcript has 12 exons. Gene Ontology annotation, biological process: calcineurin-mediated signaling; fungal-type cell wall organization. The coding region runs from base 1 to 1737 and encodes 578 amino acids. The record is from RefSeq and is a predicted model, not a curated record. NCBI's taxonomy places the organism in Eukaryota, Fungi, Basidiomycota, Agaricomycetes, Agaricales, Physalacriaceae.